This is a messenger RNA of Actinia tenebrosa (Australian red waratah sea anemone), 981 nucleotides long. RefSeq names its product thioredoxin. The record is from RefSeq and is a predicted model, not a curated record. NCBI's taxonomy places the organism in Eukaryota, Metazoa, Cnidaria, Anthozoa, Actiniaria, Actiniidae.
UCGCAUUUCAAUUAAGUGGGUUUGCCUGGCUACGCACUUCACUCUACGUAUAUUGGCCAGGGGUUUUACGAUUCAAGAGUCUUCGGCUAUUCGAGGAGAGAAUAAAUCUACAUAAAAGCAGUAUCCAUUCAUUCGUCGAAACCUCGCAAAGUACAAUUAACUCUUAUAAUUAGCGAUACGGUACUUGAUUCCAUGGGAAAGCUCUGCUUCUGACUAUAURUAAAACACGCAAACUUGUCUUGGUGUAUCAUUGAGGGCAUUUUUAAGGAAUAGGAACAGAAUUGAGAAGAAAAGCAAUAUGGUUCGACAACUAAAAAAUACGGCAGACUAUGAAGGAUUUGUGAAUGAAAACAACGAAGGAAUAGCAGUUGUAUGUUUUACUGCUGCGUGGAGUGGACCAUGUCGCAUGUUUGCAAAUAAAUACAAGGAAAUUUCAAAUUCUGAGGAGUACAAUGAUGUUGUCUUUGCUCAAAUAGACACCGAAGGUAACGAGGAUUUGGUAUCAAAACAUGGAGUGGAACUCUUACCUGCUUUUUGCUUYUAUAAAAAUGGAAAAAAGGCAUUUAACCAGUCUGCCAUAAGUURAAAUCUCUUGAAAAGUCGUACUCUAUUUGUGUGUAGUAAAAUAAAGCAAACUGGAAAAGGAGAGGGAAGUCGAGGCUAUCUCAUAAAAAUCUGGUUUUCAGCACCAGAGAAUUCUUUGCAUCCAAAAACUGCUUUCCUUUUGCAGUGCAUAUAAUUGCUGGUUAGGAAAUUCCUGUUUACUAAGAUUGGCAGAAAAUUGAAGACUGAAUUUGACUGAAACCUAACCCUUUAUUUAAAGCGUCAGUCAACAUCUUGUUAGGUAGCCUUGAUCUCCGGCCAUAUCUCUCGGCCCAGUUUCYUUUGGGUUAUUUUACCAAGUGUAAUGAAUGUCAAAAAUGUCUUGGUCUCUUUCUUUAAAAAGAAGAAAAUAAUAAACGCUGGUUAAUUUCAUCUUUA